Molecule: messenger RNA, 2440 nt
Organism: Cucurbitaria berberidis CBS 394.84
Lineage: Eukaryota; Fungi; Ascomycota; Dothideomycetes; Pleosporales; Cucurbitariaceae
Exons: 1
Coding region: 340-2091 (583 amino acids)
Biological process (GO): carbohydrate metabolic process; purine ribonucleoside salvage
Molecular function (GO): magnesium ion binding; phosphopentomutase activity
Source: RefSeq, a predicted model, not a curated record
CCCGACUUUGAAUGUGUGCAUUUCAACCCAGUGGCUGCUACUCUCCAUCAAGAAACAAGUCCAAGGCCAAGCUUGAUAUGUAAGAGAUCCGGCAUGCGCUUCCGGAGAGUGUACAAAACCAGCAGGUGUACCAAGAGAGAGCUGGUGCUCUUCCCGCUUUAUUAACCCCGGCCAACUCCGCCAUCACCAGAUUUGCAAGAACUUUAUAACCUGGCUCUUUUUCAACGCCUUGAUACCCUUAUCAGGGUCAUCCCACAAGUAGACUAUCUCCUGUUUCUUAUGACUCAAUAAUCCUUCCUCCCCUCUUCCGCGAUAAUCUGGCCCACCACCAACAGCAUCAUGACAGAGGACAUUAAAGAGCUAGCUCGGGAGUGGCUAGAACUCGACGAGGAUGAAACCACAACCGACGAGAUACACAAACUGCUAAUUCGUGGCGAUACCAGUGAGCUCGAAAAGCGACUGCGGACUCGCAUUGCGUUUGGAACUGCUGGGCUCAGAGGGCCCAUGCAGGCCGGCUUCGCGUGUAUGAACUCCCUAACAGUCAUCCAAGCAUCCCAGGGAUUGGCGGCAUACCUCUUGAAGACUGAGCAGCACGUCAAGGCAAGAGGCGUAGUAAUUGGCCGGGAUGCACGUCACAAUUCAGAAAAGUUCGCCAAGCUCACCGCAGCAGCCUUUGUCGCAAAGGGAAUCAAAGUGUGGUGGUAUGAAGAUCCUACACAUACACCCCUUGUUCCUUUCGGUCUGCGGGAGUUGGGUGCCGCCGCUGGUGUCAUGAUUACGGCAAGCCAUAAUCCAGCCCAGGACAAUGGAUACAAGGUGUACUGGUCAAACGGGUGCCAGAUCAUUCCUCCUCACGACAGCGGGAUUGCCGAGUCUAUACUAGAGAACCUGAAGCCAGUCAGCUGGGACACAUCCGCUGUGGACGAGAGUCUUCUCGUGGAAGGCGCUUUAGGGCUGGUUAAUGACAAGUACCACAAGGUGAUCCUCCAUGCAGCACAGCCUGGGCGCGUCCAGGUCAAGAUGAACCCGGAUAUUAAGUUUGUGUACACACCCAUGCAUGGUGUUGGUCUCGUUGCGAUGAGGCAAUGCACGGAGACGCUGGGUAUUGCUUCCCAGAUGACUGUUGUGAAAGAGCAAGCUGAGCCUGAUCCCGACUUUCCAACCGUCAAAUUUCCAAACCCAGAAGAGAAGGGGGCGCUCGAUCUUGCCAUGCAGACAGCAGACAAGGCAUCGAUACGCUUGAUUCUGGCUAGCGAUCCAGACGCGGAUCGUCUGGCGGCAGCAGAGAGGGUUGACGACAGAUGGCACAUAUUCACUGGAAAUCAGCUUGGAGUACUGAUCGGCUCAUACCUCUACGAACGAUACCCGGCUUCCAAGCCUCGAUAUGACCUCGCCAUGCUAGCAUCGACAGUCAGCUCCAGGAUGCUAGCGGCGUUGGCCAAAAAAGAGGGAUUUCACUUCACAGAAACAUUGACGGGCUUCAAAUGGCUCGGAAAUGUGGCGCGCCAGCUCGAAAGCCAAGGUUACGACGUCGUUUACGCGUUCGAAGAAGCGCUGGGUUACAUGAUACCUCAAACCGUACACGACAAGGACUCGAUCAGCGCAGCAGCCAUCUUCCUCACAGCCGCGUCACACUGGUCCACGCAGGGCCUCACACCAUUCGCUAAACUUCAGCAGCUCUACGAGUACCUAGGAUACUUUGAGGACGCGAAUACAUACCUCGUAUCGCCAUCGGCAGCGGUAACGACAAGCGUAUUCACGGCGAUUCGCGCAUUGGGCAACCCACACCCCAGCACCAUCGGACCCCGCAAGAUCGUGCGUUGGCGAGAUCUGACCCUGGGCUAUGACUCAAAGAGCGAGGACCACAUACCAGAUCUGCCGGUGGAUGCGACUAGCCAGAUGAUCACCUGUGAGCUGGACGAUGGGGCGGUAUUCACAGUCAGAGGGAGCGGGACUGAACCCAAGAUUAAGCUCUACAUUGAGUGCCAAGGAAAGAGCAGCGAAGAGGCCAAGAAGGGAGCUAAUGGGAUAUUGGGAGAUCUGCUACGAGAGUGGUUCAAGCCGGAGGAGAACGGGCUGAAGCUUGCGUGAGGUGGACAAAAGUACUUGAUGAGUAUAGACUUUAGACUUGGUGGGGGCAUGAGCAUGUACUGGAGUUCUCAAACAGAGCACAAUAGAUACGCACCUGCAUCUUGAGCUGGGUUGUAGCCGCCGAGAAGGUUACAUGAUGUUACACGACUUUUCUUCAACAACGUCUCUCGGGUAACACCAAGAUUGUCGCCGAUGGAGGUCGUCACUCUGAUACGUACUACUCGUCGCGUUCCCAUGAUGUGGUAGAAGUAGUAUUGCCUCGUGUUCCAGAUACGCGCACCUUGAUAAUCAGUCGGCCAUGUAACCGGUGUGGGGCGCUGCAUGUCAAGGCCUCGAGAGGUGAUCUAUC